GAGCGGCAAUUCGAACAAGUCUCUCACGCCGUGUGUCGGCAGUCUCGGCCGCCUUCUGGUUCCUCGAAAGCCGGUGAAGUCGAAAGAAUCGCCAUGGAUAAAUCCUUCGUGGACAUGGUUUCGUCACUGGGGAUUGAAUUGGCCCCUCUGAAGCUGCCAUUGGAACGAAGACUGCAGACCUUGGCCGCAAUCUACUUCUCGUUUUCGUUCUUCGGCUUCGGCCUUCUGUCGAUCUCACUAUGCGUGUACAUCUUGUUCUACGCGAGCGUCGUGCCUCGAGUACUACUGUUCGUAUACCUGGUGUGGUACAUAUGGGACAUGAACUCCUGCAUAAGAGGCGGUCGCCGAAGUAAUUGGGUAAGGUCGUGGACGAUCUGGCGUUGGUUCCGAGAUUUCUUCCCCAUCCAUCUGGUCAAAACCGCAGACUUGGAUCCCGAACAAAACUACAUUUUCGGAUACCAUCCUCAUGGCAUCACCUCUGCUGGAGCCUUCAGCAAUUUCGCCACGGAAGCGACGGGUUUCUCUGAGAAGUUCCCCGGAAUCGUUCCUCAUUUGCUCACAUUGGAGGGCCAGUUCUUCUUCCCGCUCCAUCGAGAAUUGGUUCUGGCUUGCGGCCUCAGCUCGGUGUCGAGGGAAUCGAUCAUCAACCUCUUGAACUACAAGGGCAAAGGGAACGCGGCCAUCAUCGUGAUCGGAGGAGCACAAGAAGCCUUGGACGCGGUUCCUGAAACGUAUCGCUUAAAUCUGAACUCUCGCCGAGGCUUUGUUCGCAUGGCGAUUCAGAAUGGCGCUCAACUCGUCCCGGUGUUCUCGUUUGGUGAGAACGACAUCUUCUACCAAAGCCCCAGCGACUCUGAGUCGACCGUGCGCAAGAUCCAAGUAGCCUUAACUAGAAUGCUGGGAUUUUCACCUCCAAUUUUCCACGGACGCGGCGUUUUCCAGUACACGUGGGGCUUCAUACCGUUCCGGAAACCGAUAUAUACGGUGAUCGGUGCUCCGAUCCAUGUGAAGAAGAACGCCGACCCAUCGAUCGAGGAAAUCCAGGACUUACACAAAAAGUACAUCCAAGCACUACGAAGUCUCUUCGAGACUCACAAGAAAUCUUUCGGAGCGGAGAACAUCGACCUAGAGAUUCAUUAGACUCGGAAUCUAAUGAUCCGGGAUGCGCUUCCAUCGAGGACUCAAUCCUUGAUGGCGGAACUGAGGAGCAUGUCCGAAGAAAUUUUUUAACCUUUAUGUAAAUAAAUAACUUGACGGUGAAAUU
Galendromus occidentalis (western predatory mite) is the source of this 1264-nucleotide messenger RNA. Its product is annotated as 2-acylglycerol O-acyltransferase 2. The record is from RefSeq and is a predicted model, not a curated record. The coding region runs from base 94 to 1140 and encodes 348 amino acids. The transcript has 4 exons. Lineage: Eukaryota; Metazoa; Arthropoda; Arachnida; Mesostigmata; Phytoseiidae. Gene Ontology annotation, cellular component: endoplasmic reticulum membrane. Gene Ontology annotation, molecular function: diacylglycerol O-acyltransferase activity. Gene Ontology annotation, biological process: triglyceride biosynthetic process.